Alternaria incomplexa is the source of this 1542-nucleotide messenger RNA. RefSeq lists its product as uncharacterized. The record is from RefSeq and is a predicted model, not a curated record. Bases 1 to 1542 code for a protein of 513 amino acids. Gene Ontology annotation, biological process: chromatin remodeling; regulation of transcription by RNA polymerase II. Lineage: Eukaryota; Fungi; Ascomycota; Dothideomycetes; Pleosporales; Pleosporaceae. Gene Ontology annotation, molecular function: protein binding; transcription coactivator activity; zinc ion binding. The transcript has a single exon. Gene Ontology annotation, cellular component: SAGA-type complex; nucleus.
AUGGGUGUCAUCAAGAAGAAGACAGGCACGCGGGGCACGGAGGGCGGGACCAAGUAUGUUUGCGAUGUUUGUUCAUCCGAUAUCACGUCGACCGUCCGCAUACGCUGCGCCGAGGACGUCUGCAACGAGUACGACCUCUGCGUGCCCUGCUUCUCCGACGGCAAGGCUUCGCGAGACCACCAGCCUGCCAAGCACAAAUUCAAAGUUAUAGAACAACACUCAAUACCUAUAUACACCGAAGACUGGGGAGCGGACGAGGAACUGGCCCUGCUGGAAGGCGCUGAAACAUACGGUCUGGGAUCAUGGGCAGACAUUGCGGACCACAUAGGCGGCUACCGCGAGAAGGACGAGGUCCGUGACCACUACAUCAACACAUACCUAGACAGCCCAAGCUUCCCUCUGCCUGAGCACUGCAGUAAGGAUGAUACCGAGCUCAGCACCCGCAUACCACGUCAUGAGUUCCAGGCGAGGAAGAAGCGGAGGAUAGAGCAGAAGAAGGAGGAAGCUGCAGGCCGCGAGCCCGAUGCGCCGAAGCAGAAGCCCACGGCGAGUGUUCCCGCCUGCCACGAGGUCCAAGGAUACAUGCCCGGUCGUCUAGAGUUCGAGACGGAAUACUUCAACGAGGCCGAAGAGGCUGUGCAGCACAUGCAGUUCGACCCCGGUGAUGGCUUGAACCCAAGGACGGGCGAGCUCGAGCCGGAGAUGGACCUCAAGAUGACCAUCAUGGAGAUCUACAACCACCGUCUAGAUGCCCGAGUGGAGCGCAAGAAAAUAAUAUUUGAGCAUCAGUUGCUCGAGUACCGCAAAAAUCAGCUGGCCGACAAGAAGCGGACAAAGGAAGAGAAAGAUCUGAUGAACAAGGCCAAGCCCUUUGCCAGGAUGAUGCAACAUGCAGACUUUGAGCAGUUCUGCAAGGACCUCGAAUACGAGCACAACCUUAGACAGGCCAUCUCGCAACUUCAAGAGUGGAGGAAUAUGCAGAUCACGAGCCUCAAAGCCGGCGAGAAGUAUGAACAGGAGAAGCAGCAACGGCAAACCAGACCGCCUCCCAUUGGGCAGUUCGAUCGUCUUGCGUCCAGUAGGAUGACCAAGCCGCAACCGCCUUUUGAACAGCCCUCUGCAGCGACAGCAUUGCUUGCACAGGAGCUGCCUUUGCACGUCAAGCAGAACAGCGGUCUUACUACGCCACCUCCUGAUCGCGCACAGAAUGGCGUCAAUGGUGCAAACGGCGUUCUGACACCUCAGCACUCCAAGACAAAGUUCGUGCCUAAGUCGCUACCGAACACUGUACCCUUGAAGUUCGGCAAGGAGUCAAAGGCGGAUCUUCAGCUCCUCAAUCCAGAGGAAGUGGAGAUAUGCAGCACACUGCGCAUCAUGCCCAAGCCCUAUCUAGCGCUCAAGGAAACCAUUAUUCGAGCGGCUCUAAACAACGGCGGCGCGCUUAAGAAGAAGACGGCCCGUGAGAUUUGUAAGAUUGACACAAACAAGUCGUCGCAACUGUUUGAAUACUUUGUACACAGCGGAUGGAUAGCGAGGGCAUGA